This is a messenger RNA of Paramecium sonneborni, 435 nucleotides long. The record is from the annotation of a GenBank genome assembly. NCBI's taxonomy places the organism in Eukaryota, Ciliophora, Oligohymenophorea, Peniculida, Parameciidae.
AUGAAUAAAAUGCUUACACUAGAUCCAUUAAAGAGAAUGAAAUUUCAUGAGGUUCAUCAAGCACUUAAAUACCCUUUUAUCUCUAAAAACCAUUUAAAUUAGACAAAGGUCGUAAAUAAAUAAAUAGAGAAACUUGUGAAAAAUUAACGCAAUUAUAAACAGUUUAUUUAAGAGAAGAUAUAAUAUAAAAACAAAUUUAAAGGAGUAUAAGAAAAAGAGAAAAAAAUGUCAUGUUAAGUAAUUUAUGAUUUACUUUUGGGAUAAUUAGGAGUUGAAUCUUAUGAGAUUACAUAAUUCGUGAUUUAAUAUUUAAUCCAUAAAUAGAAGGUUUAUAUGUAUCCAGUUAUAACUAUAAAGCCAUUUUUAACCCAUUAAACAUCAUAAAUUGGAUCUGUAAAUAAUUAUACAUUUUAUAAUUUAUCUUCUGUCCAAUGA